CCACCCCGCCCCGCCCCGCCCGCAACCCCGGGGCCAGGAAGUGCGAAAAGAACCGCCGCGGGCCAUGGACGGGGGCGUCAUGGAAGGAACGCUCUUUCUGCAGAGUCAGCGUUUCGGUACCAAGAGGUGGAGGAAGACCUGGGCCGUGCUGUACCCGGCCAGCCCCCACGGCGUGGCGCGGCUCGAGUUCUUCGACCACAAGGGGUCGAGCUCUGGAGGGGGCCGAGGGGGCUCGCGCCGCCUGGACUGCAAGGUGAUCCGUCUGGCGGAGUGUGUGAGCGUGGCGCCCGUGGCGGUGGAAAGCCCCCCGGAGCCUGGCGCCACAGCCUUCCGCCUGGACACCGCGCAGCGCUCCCACCUGCUGGCGGCCGACGCGCCGUCCAGCGCCGCCUGGGUGCAGACGCUGUGCCGCAACGCCUUUCCGGCAGCUGGGCUCAGGCGCCCGCCGAGAACCCACCCAAGCUUUCUGCCCUGGAGAUGCUGGAGAACUCCCUGUAUAGCCCCACCUGGGAAGGUCAUGUUCUCUUUUGAGGCUGGCCGCCGCUGCCCCUCUGGCCCUGGAACCUUCACCUUCCAGACAGCACAGGGAAACGACAUCUUUCAGGCAGUUGAGACUGCCAUCCACCAGCAGAAGGCCCAGGGAAAGGCCGGUCAGGGGCAGGAUGUUCUCAGAGCUGAUUCCCACGAAGGAGAAGUGGCAGAGGGGAAGUUGGCCUCCCCGACCCAGGAGCUCCUGGUCAGCCCUCCAGCCCUGUAUGCCGAGCCCUUAGACUCCCUUCGCAUUCCUCCAGGCCCUUCCCAGGAUUCUCUAUACUCAGACCCCCUGGACAGCACCCCUGCUCCAGCUGGGGAGGGGGCACAGUUAAAGAAACCUCUCUACUGGGACUUGUACGAGCAUGUGCACCAACAGUUGCUGAAGGCCAAGCUGACGGACUGCAAAGAAGACCCCAUCUAUGAUGAACCUGAGGGCCUGGCUCCAGCUGCUGUCCGGAGCCUUUAUGAUCUGCCUCAAGAGCCCAAGGAUGCGUGGUGGUGCCAGGCCCGGGUGAAGGAGGAGGGUUACGAGCUCCCCUACAACCCUGCCACCGAUGACUAUGCUGUGCCACCACCUCGGAGCACAAAGCCCCUCCCAGCUCCCAAGCCCCAGGGCCUGGCCUUCCCUGAACCUGGAGCAGCAACUGGCAGUAGAAGCAAGGGCCACAGCUCAGAUGCUGCCCUGUACAGCCAGGUCCAGAAGAGCGGGGCCUCAGGGAGCUGGGACUGUGGGCUCUCUAGAGCAGGCACUGACAGGACUGGGGUCAAGCCAGAGGGCUCCACGUGAGAAGUAGGGCAAGGCUGGGGUUCCUGAUAGGAGGACCAUGGGGAGGUGGCACUGGGGAUCAAAGAAACCUGUUAGGAGAGUGGGAACCAGAGGGCUGGAGGGGCAUGUGUAAGACCAGGGGAUCAAAAGGAUCAGGGAAGGAUGAUCACUCCCAAGAAGUCCUGAAAGUGGGACAGAUGGCAGGGGCUGAGGGAUGGGACCUGGGGAGGCCAGCACCCCUAAGUCAUCCCUGCCAAGGGAUUGGACAGCUGCUGGACCAGGUCUGUGGAAAGCGGUACUUGGUCAGAGUAGCUGCAGUUUGAGAGACCUGUAUGGAGGCUAUAGGGAGAUGCUGGCCUGUGCCUGGAUCCUUACCCCUGCAUUGUUCUUUGCCAGAGAUAUAUAUUUUUUUUAAGUUUUAUUCUCAUUAAAGUCAGUUUGGGUUUAAGAGGUCUAUGUGUGUGAACAGCCACAGAAAGGACAGAGUGGCAGGGUGUGCUGAGUGGGUGUGGAGGGGAUCAGGAGGAGAGCCAGGAAUGUGUUGGGGGCCAAGAAAGGAGGAAAGGGCCCCCGGGAGGGGAGCCAAGCAGUGUGGUGGUUCAGAGCCUGGGUGGUCCAGUCAGGCCCACCUGGGCUUGACAUGGCUUGGUGACCCUGGGCAAGUUGUAUAACCUCUGCAGCCCUCAGUUUCCCCCGCUGCCCCUCUGUAAAACAGCAAAGCUUAAUAACAGACUCCACCUCACAGGACUGUUUGUAUGAAAGGAGUUAAAUUUCCCAAGUACUUAGUGCAAUCUGAAGCACAGAAUAAGCAUUUUAUAAAUGGUAAUAGUUAUUCUGUAGAUGGAGAGGCUGGGCAGGUAAGCAGCGUGGGGAGAAUAGGAAGGGAAUCGGUCUUUUUCACACCAUCCUCUCUCUCUUCUCAGCUAUAUGUCACCCCCUCAACACAGAGACACACACAAACACACAUUUUGCAUGUAGGUACCAAGCACUAACCACUUGUCAAUUUGGAGGCUACAAUGUGGUGGUGUAGUAGGAGGGGCACGGGCUUUGGAAUGAGGCUUGGAUUUCAAUCCUACUUGCUUUUCAUGAGCUCUGAAAACCUAUGCUUGUCUCCUGAGGCCCAGUUUCCUGAAGGUGACCUGACCUCAUCCACCUGCCUACACAGAGCUACCAGGAGAAAUUUGGGCGUAGGAAUGCUCCUAACAAUGGUGGAGGCUUACUU
Equus quagga is the source of this 2522-nucleotide messenger RNA. It is a transcript of the gene DOK1, whose product is annotated as docking protein 1. Lineage: Eukaryota; Metazoa; Chordata; Mammalia; Perissodactyla; Equidae. The transcript has 4 exons. Bases 65 to 1321 code for a protein of 418 amino acids. Gene Ontology annotation, cellular component: cytoplasm. Gene Ontology annotation, biological process: positive regulation of MAPK cascade; cell surface receptor protein tyrosine kinase signaling pathway. The record is from RefSeq and is a predicted model, not a curated record.